This is a messenger RNA of Octopus sinensis (East Asian common octopus), 594 nucleotides long. RefSeq lists its product as uncharacterized. The transcript has a single exon. The record is from RefSeq and is a predicted model, not a curated record. The coding region runs from base 1 to 594 and encodes 197 amino acids. Lineage: Eukaryota; Metazoa; Mollusca; Cephalopoda; Octopoda; Octopodidae.
AUGUCGGGAUUCCGAUCCGAGGGUAAUAAGAUGGAAUUCGUCAAUCGGUUUUGCACAUUGCAAGAACCGAAGAGUUUUCUUCACCCUGACGACGUUAAAAUAAUACACCUGCUUAUGCAGAACACUCAUCUUUCUGUCAAACUUGGCAAAUGUUUUUCCAACUUUUUUCGGGCUUCUCGUGGAGUCCCACAGGGGGUUUCGCUAUUUUCGGCCCUCUUCGUUGUAUACCUUGAAGCAGCACUAAGAGAGUUCAGAGCUCUCGUUGGGAACAAUUAUGAGGAGAUGAUAUAUGCAGACGAUCUGGACUUUGUUUUUGAGAAAAUUCAAACACUUCAGCACAUUUUCAACAAACUUCCAUACGUAUUCUCGAAAUGGUUUUUAUCCGUAAAUUCCAAUAAAACGAAAUUUACAAUGCUCACACGUAUUGAUCGUAGAUCCGACGAAUCUUGGAGAAGGCAAAUGAAACUGGGCUCGCAUCUAGGUGACUCAGAAGAUGUUACUCGCAGGAAGAUUCUUGCUAUGGAUGCAUUAACAAAAUAUCGGCUAUAUGGAAUCACAAAAAAUAAGAUUAAAUACCAGGCUCAGGAUAUAUAA